Molecule: messenger RNA, 492 nt
Organism: Funneliformis geosporum
Lineage: Eukaryota; Fungi; Glomeromycota; Glomeromycetes; Glomerales; Glomeraceae
Source: the annotation of a GenBank genome assembly
AUGUCAAAACCUUUCAAAGUUACAGAUUCUACGUGGACAAUACGUUCGGUAGACCCAUGUGUUGCAAAUUAUACACAUAAUUUAGGUGGGGAGUAUUCUAAGGCAAUACCAGAAAAUCCAUUAUUUGUUUCAAUACUUUGGAGUAAUCCACUGAAUGAAUUAAUAUAUAAGUUUAAAUCCAUUAAGGGAAUUUUCAUGAUGGUAUUGAUGCAUGACAUCCCUGACGUUUCAGCAAAAGUUCAAGAUUUUCAUCAUGCCGCAACAAUCCUUCCAUAUGGAAAGAUGUCGCAAGAUGGUAGAAUGAUUAAACAUGGCGGUGUUAAUGUGGAUUACAGGGCAACUACGAUCAUUGGAACUAACAAGUUAAAACUUGGAUUAAUAAUUGGUGAAAUUAUUUUACUCUUUUUAGUAUUGGUAUCUGAAGAACAAGUCUCUAAAGUUCUAAUGAACAAUCUUCAAAAUCAUUUUGGUGUAUUAAAUGGUUCCGAAUAG